AUGCAGCCACCAAGUCAAGUACAGCAAUUUUUUAAUAAAUUUUUUAUAGAGAAAAAGAAGAAGGUAAAGAAAGGCUAAGAUCCAGACACGAGCUCAGGUAAGAGACCAACAAGCACAUCUCCAGUGAUGGAGUACCUGAGUGAUGUGUGCAAUCCAGAGAAAUAUAUGAUCUAUGAGUUCCCACCUCCUGAGAUGAGAGAGGGAUGUGAAGCUUUCAUUAUGGACUGGGAAGAAUAAAUUGAAAAGGCAUUGAUUGCCAGAUAAGGUAAUGCAGAUGUAGAGGACUACGUGUGUAAUGUCUUAAGUAAAGCCUGCAAAAAUGUUGAUGUCAAGAAUGCACCUCGCUUUGACAAUGAGAUCUUUGUAGAUGGGCAGCCUGUUCCUGUUGGCUAGGAUGGCAAAGUAGACCUUGGAGCCAAGAAAAAUGAUGAUCUAUGA
Molecule: messenger RNA, 438 nt
Organism: Stylonychia lemnae
Lineage: Eukaryota; Ciliophora; Spirotrichea; Sporadotrichida; Oxytrichidae
Source: the annotation of a GenBank genome assembly